AUGGAAGGCAUUGGACUGGCAACGGCAUCAGGAAGCGGGGUCGGAACCCUCCGAAAAGGCACCGUGAUUCUCAGCUGUCCAUUUCUCCCCUGCCCUCAUGGCACACACGGCGCUUCUGCCGUGCGCCGCUCUCAUGCCCACUAUUGCACCACGCCAGCCACGGCAGCAGCAGCAUCGCUUAGAGUGGCGAGGGCGGCAGGAGCAGCAGUGCGAAGAGGUGUGAGGGCGGCAGCAGCAUCGGAGGGGGAGAACGGGUCGUUGAGGACGCAGCCAGGCCAGGAGCAGGAGGCGGAGGCGAGGGGCGAGGGCGGGGAGGCGGACCCCGUGUUGGAGGAGGCGAGGCGGCGCAGGGCGGAGUGGCAGGCGCCGGCGCCAACGCGCGUCGAGGAGAUUCUGGACGUGCUGUUUGUGUUCGGCGGGCUGCUGGACCGCCCGUUCGGGUCGGGGCAGAGCAUCGCGGCGGCAGGGCGCGUGGUCCUGGCGCGCGUGGAAAAGGAAGUGCAGGCGCUCAGGCAAGAGGGCGAGGGGGGCUCUGCUGCUGCUGCUGCUCCUGUGCGCACUGGAGCGGCGGCUGUUCCGCGGAGUGGGAUGGAGGGUGUAGCAGCGGAGGGAGCAGCAGCAGGCGGGGGUGGUGAAGGCGGGAAGGGGGGGGCGGUGAACCGGCAGCAGGUGCUGUUCGAGUUGACGCGGGUGGUGCAGCUGCUGGGGGUGGACAUGCAGAUGGUGGGCGCUGCUGUCAAGGAGGAGACGCUGCUGAAGCGCCUCGAGGAGGCCAAGAGCCACUGCCAGCUGGCAAUGCGCCUUGCCAACAGCUUGUGA
Molecule: messenger RNA, 819 nt
Organism: Closterium sp. NIES-65
Lineage: Eukaryota; Viridiplantae; Streptophyta; Zygnematophyceae; Desmidiales; Closteriaceae
Source: the annotation of a GenBank genome assembly